Salvia splendens (bonfire salvia) is the source of this 904-nucleotide messenger RNA. Its product is annotated as putative two-component response regulator ARR20. The record is from RefSeq and is a predicted model, not a curated record. Bases 125 to 847 code for a protein of 240 amino acids. Lineage: Eukaryota; Viridiplantae; Streptophyta; Magnoliopsida; Lamiales; Lamiaceae. Gene Ontology annotation, molecular function: DNA-binding transcription factor activity; DNA binding. The transcript has 5 exons.
UCUACUCUCACAUAAACAAAAAAAGGAUACCCAAAGAAGAAAGAAUUGAACUGAGAGAAAUCAAAUCAUAGCAAUACACAAACAAGCUAGCUAAAAAAAUCUUGAAAACUUUGAAAUUGAAGAUAUGGAGAAUUCAAAGAGCAGCAGAGAAGAAGAAGAAGAAAGAAACGAAGACAACAGAAGCAACAGCUCAAGCAACAGCACAGUUGAAGAGCACAAUGGGAAGAAGGGCAGCUCUGGAUCUGUACGGCAGUAUAUCCGCUCCAAAAAUCCCCGUCUCCGGUGGACCCCGGAGCUCCACCUCUGCUUCGUUCACGCCGUUGAGAGGCUUGGUGGAGAAGAAAAAGCAACGCCAAAAUUGGUGUUACAACUAAUGAACGUUAAAGGGCUAAGCAUUGCUCAUGUCAAGAGCCAUCUUCAGAUGUACAGGAGCAAGAAGAUUGAUGAUCCCAAUGAAGUUAUUUCACGACAAAGAAGACUCCUACUUGAUGCCGGAGAUCAACAUAUCUAUAACCUCAGCCAACUCCCAAUUCUACAAAAUUUCAACAAUCACACAUCAAUUUCUACCUUGAGAUAUAGUUGGGCAACACCAAACAUGACCAGAAUUGGACUCUAUGUGCCAGCACCACCACCAUCAAAUGAGGCCAAAAAUGGAUAUUUUUCAACAAAUUCUUGGAGAUUUCUUGAUCACAAAAACGUAAUGUUGAAUCAAAGAUUCUGGCAAACUGCAUCAAACUUCCACCAAACAAGCAAAGGCCUAGAACAAGCGAAUGCCCGCGCGUUUCCUCUGUUGAAGAGAAAGCAAGCCCACGCGAAGCUCAACCUUGAUCUCACUCUCUCUCUCUGAAGAAAAAUGGGAAGAAGACGAAGGCCGCGUAUGAUCAUGAAGAGGUCGACAGCAGCU